CCGCGCCUUUGGUUGGACACGAGGCCCGGCCUCGCGUACGCCAUGUAGAUGCCACAUCCAUGCAACUGCCAACUGUGCGUACGCGCUAACUCGUCUCGCCUAAUUCUUUAGGCCAGCUCGAGAUCGAGUUCAAUUCGUUCCAGCCCUGCCCUGCCAUCGCCGACGAUCAUCCUUCCUUCCUUAACGUACUAGACCGCAGAUGGCCGGACUCUAACUCUAUCCUUACGCCUAGUAUAUAUACGUGUUGGUGUUCCUCGGGAACGAACAAUUUAUCAACGAGCAGCACAAGAACAUGGAGCAGACGCCACCGGGCGCGGGGAAGAAGGCGCGGAAGCCGUACACCAUCACCAGGCCCAGGGAGCGAUGGAGCCCCGACGAGCACGAACGAUUCCUCGACGCCAUGCUCAGGUUCGGCCGCGACUGGAAGAAGAUCGAGGAGCACGUCCGCACCAAGACCACCGUACAGAUACGAAGCCAUGCGCAGAAGUACUUCCUCAAGGUGCAGAAGCUCGGCCUCGCCGCCGGGCUGCCACCGCACCACCCGAUUCGCAGCCUCGGAGUGGCGCAGAGCACGGCGGCCGGGAGCGGCGCGGUUCCAAGUCCGAUGAUGGUGCUGCACGGGCAGCCGCAGGAGUGCCCACCCGGCGUCCUUGUUCAGAGUUCCAUCGGGUGGAGCUGCCCCGGCCUUCUUCCAUCCAAUGAAAUGCAGAGUUCGAACUGGGAAGGCACUUCAGGCCCUUCUUCAGCCUGGGUGAGCCACGGAGGAAACCAGCCGGAACCAACACACCCAGGCGGCAGUUCUUCAUCAUCAUCCAUGGGAGCGCCGCCGGGCUGCGGCAACACGAGCAUGGGUUGGGUCGGCACCAGCAGCGCGAGCGAUGCCGAGGAAGACACCAUUCCACUCCCGCUGUCGCCAGACGAUAUGCAUUUCGCGCAGGUGUACCGGUUCGUGGGCGACGUGUUCGACCCGGCCACGCCGUGCCAGAUCGAGGCCCACCUGCAGAGACUCAAGGACAUGGACGCCAUCACAGUCAAGACGAUCUUGCUGGUGCUGAGAAACCUGGAGGCCAACCUGACGGCGCCCCAGUUCGAGCCCAUCAGGAGGUUGCUGUCGAGGUAUGACCCGGGGCGCCAGUUAUAGAGCAUACGAGAAUGCAGCCUGAGAAUUGAGAAAGGAAACCAUACUCCAAGUGUGCCUGCCGCUGCAGGACUGAGAACAAGUACUGAUUGGGAAGUUGGAAUGAACAAAUACAGAUAUAUAUGUAGUUGAAUGGAAAAAUUUAUUCAAAACAAAUACAGAUUCUUUUGAAGAGCUAGAUACGAAAUGAGGAUUGUUUGUAGGGAGUUUGUGUUUCAGAGUUGAGACUGUCUAGCAGUAGUACUGUAUCCUUUUUGGUGGAGUUGUAACAUGUGCCGGAAAUGUCUGUUUACAGUGGAAUGGGUGGAAGUUAUUCUCUGGAGA
Molecule: messenger RNA, 1462 nt
Organism: Brachypodium distachyon (stiff brome)
Lineage: Eukaryota; Viridiplantae; Streptophyta; Magnoliopsida; Poales; Poaceae
Product: protein REVEILLE 5
Exons: 8
Coding region: 293-1141 (282 amino acids)
Molecular function (GO): DNA binding
Source: RefSeq, a predicted model, not a curated record